AUGGCCGAUGGUGCACAGAUGAUGAGGGGUGACCGCGCAUGCUACAACUGCGGAGAGACAGGGCACCUUAGCCGCGAAUGUCCCACAAGGCCUGCAGGCGGCGCGGGCAACCGUGCGUGCUACAACUGUGGCCAGCCAGGCCACCUUAGCCGCGAAUGUCCCACCCGUACCAACGAGGGAUUCCGUGGCCCCCCGCGUGGCCGCGCGUGCUACCACUGCCGUCAGGAAGGUCACCUUGCGCGCGACUGCCCCAACGCACCUGCGGGCGGUGCUCCUCGUGGUGGCGAUGCCACGUGCUACAACUGUGGCCAGCCAGGCCACAUAAGCCGCGCAUGCCCCGCCAAGUAG
Messenger RNA from Trypanosoma grayi, 348 nucleotides. Its product is annotated as zinc finger protein 7. The record is from RefSeq and is a predicted model, not a curated record. Lineage: Eukaryota; Euglenozoa; Kinetoplastea; Trypanosomatida; Trypanosomatidae. Bases 1 to 348 code for a protein of 115 amino acids. The transcript has a single exon. Gene Ontology annotation, molecular function: zinc ion binding; nucleic acid binding.